CGACGGCCACGACCUCCCAUGGCGGCAGCGCCUCGAUGUCGAGGCAGCUGGAGCACAGCCGCGCGCUGGCGCUGUCUUUGGUGCAAUUCGACCUGCUGGACCGCGCGCUGCUGGCGGCCGAGAGGAAAGAGCAGCGGCAGCUCGUGGUGGCGGCCCUGAUCCGGGCGCUGCACAACCUCACCGCGGGCAAGCGGCUCGUGGAGCCCGGCAGGCUACUGAGCCGCUGGGUGGCCCUCGACUUCUCGCGGUUCGGCUUCCGGUUCCUGACGCCGCUGGUGAGGAAGCUCAUCGCCGAUUCCCACGCCCCGGAGGCUGCGAGGCUCCUGCGGCACGUUUGCCGUACCCUCUCGUGGUUGCUCGUGCACUCGGAGUUCGACGGGAGCACCCUCCUCGCCGAGUCCCUGCGCCCCAUCGCCUCCGAGUGGGCGCUCCGCGGGCUGUCCGCCUCCCCCCCGGCCGCGCUGGCGGCGCUGCUAGUGUUGGCGGGCAACUGCGGCGGCCUGGAGGGGAGGCUCCUCGGCGAGGCGGAGGGCGCAGCGCACCGGGUCUGUGAGGACGUCAGCGUGGAGUUGGGGAGGUGCCCGGCGCUAACGGCGCUGGGCGAGAGCGGGCUCGUCGGCCUCGGCUUCGACGUCUCCCCGGCGCUCCGCGAGGACGCGUGCGAGGAGAACCUGGCGGACGAGGGCGGCGACCUGAGCCCGUGCAGCCCGGCCCUGCGCGGCGACUUCGUGGCUGGCCCCCCGGCGGCGAGCAAAGCCCAGAUCAAGAUGCUCAUGGGCCAGCUCAAGGAGGACUUCCCAGAGCGCGCGGCGGUGGACAGCUCCGUGUUGGCCUCUGCCUCGGCUAUUCGUUCUCGGCAGUCGGAAGCUCGUCCUAUUCGUCAGCAGGCCAAUGAGGCUCAGCAGGCUUUGGAGAAGAACGAACGCACAGUGGUCUCCCUCGACAAGCAGAUCAGUGACGCCCAGGUGCGUCUCAAGGAGCCCAACGAGAAGCGGGCCGAGGCGGCCGCCCAGCAGGCUCAGCUCAAGGCUCGCUACCUCGAGCUGGCGGCGAAGGUUGCUGACCUGCCGCCGCCCCCGCAGGCGGCGGAGCUCCAGGGUCACAUGUCCGAUUUCGACUCCGUGUUGGCGUCGGGCGACCUGGCGGCGAUCCGCGAGGGCUGGGCCAAGCUCAAGCCGAGCUGCGAGUCUUUUGCCCAAGGGCCGCAGCCUGCCAGCGGAGAGAUCACCUGCGAGCACUACAUGGGCGUGAUCCUCUUCCCUGGGACGAGCCGCCGCCCGACACUGGACGGCCGCCACAGCCUCUUUCAGCACGACUACCACUGGGAGCUCUUCUUCGGCUGGACCAACAAGAGUUGCGGGGGGAGCAUCUUCCUACAUCAGCGGUUUCCGCAGGCACACCUACGUCGGAUCUACCCUCCGCCCGCGGCGCUCUCGGGCCGGUGCGGCGCGACGGUGCCGCUCCUCGGACGUGCUCCUCAUGAUUCGGCACCUUUCCGUGCCACCCGAGUCCUGCUCCAGCCGCAAUUCAUACCGCCAGGUGGCCCAGGCUAUGAUCUCGUGGGCACGCACCGCGCUGGAGUCUGUGGGCAGUCGACGCACGCCCUUCAGCGGGGCGGACCUCAGCUCGGCGACUCCGUGGACGAGACGUUUCUCGGCCCCCCGUCCCUGCUCGAGCCCGACUUGUGGAGCGAGGUCGACAGCGCCGUGGGCCCUGUCUUGGAGCUGGAGGGCCUUUCUGGACGUCUUUGGCAACGGUUCCUCUCGGACCACGACACCUUGUUUGUCAGCGGGGACACCUUCAUCGGGGCGCACGGACGGUCGCGCAGGACCGACUUCCUCCACGCCCCGUGCAAGUGCAAGGCCCCCAUAGGAGCAGGACGCCGCCUCAACACAUUGUACGAUCGAGACCACCGCUCUGUCUACGCGGGCGACAUCUUCGAGGCUCACGCGCAGCACACCUGGGACUACGACGCGAUCAUGCUUCGUCUGGAGGGCGCCCUGAAGUCGCGCGACCUGCAGCAGGCGGUCACGUUCCUCCCCAAGACGGCGCGCCAGCACGCCCAGCAGCUCAGGGACCUCGCGGCCUCGGAAUGGAUCAGCAUCGUGACCCCGCCCACGGCCACUUCGAUCGUCGCAGCUCGGGAAGCGGGCAAGAUGUACGCAGCGGCGGCGCAGUUCAAGUACCCGUCGGCCUCCGUGGAGCAGGAGGCCCCUCAGGGGCACGUGCCCCCGCGCACCUUCUACCAGCAGCUCUACACCAGGAUGCAGUUCGCUAGCGCGGACCAGAUCACACUGAGGAGCGUCAACCCAGACGGCCCUCGGGAGACAUGCCUCGACCAAGCGCGGGCGCAAUGCCGAGUGGCGCUUCACUUGUUGAAGGCCUUCGACAAGAUUGCGGGCCACCGUGGCCAGCAGCUCACCUUCCGCGGCAAGGCGCUCCGAGAGGCGCUCGCUGGCGGGCCCGCGGGCGUUCCGCCACACGAUGGUGGUGGAGACGAAGAGCGGGAUGCACCUCUCUCCCAGCAUGGAGAUGCUGAGGCCAGGGGAGAUGGCAUCGUGGACAUGGUCCGCGCCUUCCGUGCGGAGAUCGCGACCUUCGCAGCGAGCCAGGCGGAGGCCACCACGGCCAGCGCCGCGUGCAGCGGAACGUUACAACACCGAGCGUGA
This is a messenger RNA of Prorocentrum cordatum, 2669 nucleotides long. Lineage: Eukaryota; Dinophyceae; Prorocentrales; Prorocentraceae. The record is from the annotation of a GenBank genome assembly.